Molecule: messenger RNA, 3126 nt
Organism: Anopheles funestus (African malaria mosquito)
Lineage: Eukaryota; Metazoa; Arthropoda; Insecta; Diptera; Culicidae
Gene: ValRS-m
Product: valine--tRNA ligase
Exons: 4
Coding region: 66-3044 (992 amino acids)
Biological process (GO): valyl-tRNA aminoacylation
Cellular component (GO): cytosol
Molecular function (GO): ATP binding; valine-tRNA ligase activity; aminoacyl-tRNA deacylase activity
Source: RefSeq, a predicted model, not a curated record
GGUCUUUUCCGCGCCGACACCUAAAAUUUCCACUGCUAAUGAGAUAACCUAUUGCGGAGCUUAAAAUGCUCCAUGUCUUCCGUCGGAAUGUGGCCCUACGCUGGACGGUAGGUUGUAAAGCAACAAGUUUCAUCGUAAGAGGAUAUGGAUCUACACGUGAUAUUGCCUCGGCUUAUCAACCAUCGCAGGUGGAACGACACAGCACCUCAGGAGUUGUGCCUCAGCUACCGGCUGAGUAUGGUCAGAAAUUAGAAAAAUCUUUUAAUCUACUUCUUCCUCCACCAAACGUGACUGGCGAUCUUCAUCUGGGCCAUGCACUAACAUGCGCCAUACAGGAUGCUUUGGUGAGACAGGCUCGACUGUCAGGAGGCCGCGCAACAUGGAUCCCUGGCAUGGAUCAUGCCGGAAUUGCGACACAAGUGGUUGUGGAGAAACGACUAUUCAAAGAACGAAACCUUACACGGCACAAUCUCGGAAGGGAAAAGUUUCUGGACGAAGUAAUGCGAUGGAAAGUUGAAAAGGAAGAAAGUAUCCGGAUGGCGCUCAAGCAACUUGGUUGUUCAAUGGACUGGAAUAAGGAGUAUUUUACGAUGGAUGCUCAUCAGACGGUGGCGGUAAAGGAAGCGUUUGUGCAGUUGUUCGACAAGGGCCUCAUAUACCGCGAUCGUUCAUUGGUCAACUGGUCCUGCACGUUGGAGUCCGCCAUUUCGGAUGUGGAGGUAGAGAACGUCGAAAUUGAAGGUCCUACUGAAAUAUCCGUGCCAGGAUACGAUAGAACUAUCACCUUCGGUCGAAUGGUGGACAUAGCGUACAAGGUGCAAGGAUCGACGGAAGAGAUCGUCGUUUCCACUACGCGCCCGGAAACGUUUCUCGGAGACGUUGCUGUUGCCGUCCAUCCAGAGGAUGGCCGGUAUUCUCAUCUGCGAAACAAAACCACCUUCCUGUGGCAUCCCGUAAGAAAAGAGGAAAUUCCACUCAUCUUCGACAGUGCAGUCGAUCGCUCGUUUGGGACGGGAGCGGUCAAGAUAACUCCCGCGCACGAUCGGUUCGAUUUUGAGAUGGCCCGUCGGCAUCAUCUGGCAACGGUCGAGGUCAUCGAUGAGCGAGGAAUUGUGCAAAAACAUUUCGGCCCAUUCACGGGUUUGCCGCGCUACGAGGCACGUGAAACAUUAAUGGACUAUCUGACGAAACUUUCCUUGGUGCGUGGUGUAAGGCCUCAUACGAUGCUUUUGCCACUGUGCUCGCGAUCCAAGGAUGUUGUGGAACUUCUGCUGCGGCCACAAUGGUUUAUAAGAUGUCGAGAAAUGGCACAGCGAGCGAUGGCUGCAGUAGAGCGGGAUAACAACAAACUCGUAAUAGUUCCCAAGACGUUCGAAAGGGAGUGGUUCCGAUGGUUGGAAAACUGUCACGAUUGGUGCAUUUCAAGACAGCUAUGGUGGGGCCACCGUAUCCCGGCGUAUGUUAUUCGUUACGAGGGUACAAAAGAAUUGUGGAUAGCGGCACGUUGUAUGAAUGAAGCUCGCGAAAAGUGUGGCACUAUUCUGCCUAAUAUUCCACCGGAUGCAAUCUCCAUCGAACAAGAUCAUGACGUACUGGAUACAUGGUUUUCCUCGGCUUUGCUUCCCUUUUCGGCGACUGGAUGGCCCGGAAAGCUUUCCGAAGAGUUGUACCCCCUGCAGCUGAUGGAAACUGGACAUGAUAUACUAUUUUUCUGGGUCGCACGUAUGGUGAUGCUCGGGCAGGAGCUUACAGGCAAGUUACCGUUCGACAAAAUUCUUUUACACGGCAUCAUUUGUGAUGAGUUUGGUAGGAAAAUGUCCAAAAGUCUGGGGAACGUAAUAAAGCCGGAACAUGUCAUAGAAGGUAUUUCGCUGAACAAAUUACAAGCCGAAGCGGAAGCAUCACACCGGCAAGGUAUUCUAUCAAAGCACGAGCUCACGAAAUCAAUUGCCGGGCAGCGUAAAAUGUUCCCCAAGGGUAUCCCGGAAUGUGGCAUAGAUGCGCUACGCUUCACGUUAUGUUCGUCGAAUGUAAAGAAUCAUUUUAUACAUUUCAAUGUACAAGAAGCGUACACAAAUAAGCUAUUUUUUAACAAAAUCUGGCAAGCCACACGAUACACGCUCGGUUGUACGGAACGUUUUGGUGGAACGGCGAAAGAUGCCGAACAAACGUUGGAUUUGCGAAAAGAUGCAGAUCGCUUAACGGUGAUGGAUCGCUGGAUAUUAAGUCGCCUGGGAAAUACGAUCCAACAGUGUCGAGAAGCGUUUGAAAAUUAUAAUUUUCAUUUAGCCACUGCUGCGUUAAAAACGUUUUUCUACAGCAACUUUUGUGAUGUAUAUUUGGAAACGACAAAAAUCAACAUGAAACCAGAUGGUUCUUCUAAUGUUGCAGCGUUGCAUUGUGCCGUGUUAAAAUACUGUCUCACAGUAGGUUUACUCCAAAUGGAACCAUUCACUCCGUACCUGGCACAGGAGCUUUUGAAGCAUUUAUCCGCAUCGAGCAGGUUAGCGGACGAUUAUGCUAGCGCAACUUGUUGGAUAGAUCCGAAGCUCGAACAAAGUAUUGAUGAUAUGCUGCAUAUAUGUCAGCACAUUAGGCAAUCGAAAAAUGAAUACAAUCCACCGAUCGUACGGAAGCAUAAUCCUAUCGUGCACAUUCACGCAAAGGCACGAGAGCUUGCAGCAUUGUUGCAAACGCAACAGGACACGAUACAGCAGCUAACGCACUGCAAUGGGAUCAUUCUGCAUGCAAACGAACGUGCAUUCAAUAAAGUGCCAUUCGCAGUGAAAUGUGCUCGAAGCCAUAACUGUAUAGUUGGAAUUGUGGCUGAAUCGAUGGAUGCGGUCAUGUGCCGGGGAAAUUCUGCUGGUGACGGAAGCAAAAGGAUGCUAGCGAAAGUAGAUGCAGAAAUAGAGAAACUGCUGAAGACCAUUAGUAAUGAAGGAUACAAAAAGUCGGCCAGCGAAGAUGUACAGAAACGGCACCAGGAAAAGUUAAACCGGUUGCAGCAACAGAGGGAAGAAAUGCGAAAAAUAGCAUCAUAAAAAUGUUGUUUCUUGUAGGAGAAGUCUAGUCAGAAUGCAACGUUACACAAUAAAGUGUUCUACCACUUCGGUUGUUCACAAA